Mangifera indica (mango) is the source of this 1261-nucleotide messenger RNA. RefSeq lists its product as uncharacterized. Bases 181 to 921 code for a protein of 246 amino acids. NCBI's taxonomy places the organism in Eukaryota, Viridiplantae, Streptophyta, Magnoliopsida, Sapindales, Anacardiaceae. The transcript has a single exon. Gene Ontology annotation, molecular function: protein binding. The record is from RefSeq and is a predicted model, not a curated record.
CCCUCUUGUGUAUUACCCAUUUCUUAGUUAUUUUUUUACCCAUUUCUUCUCCUCAUAGUUCAUGUAUUGUAUGUAUAUAUCUUAAAAUGUAUAUUUUAUGUAUAUGUGCGUCUGUGCGCAUAUAAAUCUCAAGCCUUGAAAGAGAUUACAGAGAGCCACAUUCAAUUCAAGUCAUUCAGAAUGAUGGAUUGGUAUUCAUGGCUAUCAAAGAGUGGCCUUGAGCCAUCUCUUGUGUAUGAGUAUGCCCUUGCUUUUGCACAUAAUGAACUUGAGGAAGAAGACAUAGCAUACUUCAACCACGAGUUUCUUCAAAGCAUGGGAAUCUCCAUAGCCAAACACAGACUGGAAAUUCUCAAGCUUGCAAGAAAAGAGAAAGGAGCCACAACUCCAAGACCAGUUUCAAGGCUUCUUUUUGCAAUCAAGAGGACAAAAAGAAGUCUUGCCAAAUAUUUGAGAACUUGGGUUCAUGGUGAAGAGUCGUCAUCAUCAUCAUCCUCAGCUCUUGUUGUUGUUCCAAGGCAUCCUGGUUAUGCCACAAAAUGGAGAGGUGCCAUGUUGAAGAGGAACAAGAAGUUGGUCAUGGCUAAACAAGGGAGAUUGUUGCUCACCAAUGGAAGCCCCAUGGUGAUCUCUGGACCUCGGAGAAUUGAUAGUUUUUCAAGUCCAGUGGUUCUUGAUUACCAGAAGGAAGAGAAAUUUGAUGCUGAUGAUGAUGGAUAUUGGUCAACUGGUGUCGAAGAAAUCAGAUGGGAUACCUUGUUUCAAGAUCUCAAACCACAUAAAAGGUUGUCUUCAUUUUUCGUUUUUUCCUGCAAUUUGAUUCAAUCACUUUCUCUUAAUUUUGUGACAAGUUUCAAAAUUUCAGAAGCCAAAUUAAGGAAAGUAAAUGCAAAUAUUUUUCCUUCUAAAUUGCAAUGGUGAGAGAUGGGAUUUUAGGUUCUUCCACCAGCUGUUUGUCAAAGUAGAGUUAUUUGAUCUCUUUUUUUCUUUUUAUUCAGUGGUGGGUCAAGUUAAGCCAGGCUUUACCAUCUGUUUCAGUAAUCAGACUGUCUACUACUUUUUGUAUGUUCUAUUUUUCUCUCUUUAAUAGACAAGAAUGCUCUAGUAUUCAGUGUCCAGCUUGUUGAGGAGAGAAUUAUUGUAUUAGGUUUAUGCAAAUAUGUAACAAUCGGGUACUUGGAAAAUUGUACUGGUAUAGCUGUUCAUAUGAAGUUGAAUUAUGAAUGAUUAGUGAAUGAAUCCAUUUUCCUUUCUUUUGCAA